AUGGUGAGACAAAAAGACAAAGUUGUUUUUGUUGUGGAGCAAAGCCUGUUCACCCCAGAUCGCAGUGUCCGGCCAAGGAUGUUACUUGUUAAGUGUGGAAAGAAAGGACGUUACAAAAAGUGCUACAAGGGCAAAACAGGUAAACAAGGUACAACUGGUAAACCUAGGCAGGUUCAAGUACAUGGUUUACCAGCACCGCUGACAGGAGUUAGUGCCAAUCAGACUUCAGUUCGUGAUCCUGCACAGGACUACCACAUGAUGUUCGGUUCACAUGUACCACAGGAUGACCAACACACAAUGUUUCACCAUAUUCAGACUUUUCAUGUGAAGAGUAUUAAUGAAACUUCAAGCAAGCACAUCAAGCCUCUUUGGUUAAGUACAGCAAGUGGAGGACCGAUAUAUCAGGUUGAAUGCGAGAUCGAUACAGGCGCAGGAUGCAACGUGAUGCCUUUGUAUCUGCACAAAUCCUUAUUUGGAGACAAGAUUCUUACCCCUACCUCUGUGCAGAUAUUCGGAUAUGGAGAAUCUCCUGUAGCAAACCUAGGAGCGUGCACUAUUGCGAUUCAUACUGGUGAUAGACAACAGCCACGGAUGGCGACUUGUCAAGUGACCGAUACUCGAGGGUAUCUCUCUAGCAAGUCGGCUACUUUGCCUUUCCAGAGGUAA
Molecule: messenger RNA, 666 nt
Organism: Porites lobata
Lineage: Eukaryota; Metazoa; Cnidaria; Anthozoa; Scleractinia; Poritidae
Source: the annotation of a GenBank genome assembly